Suillus plorans is the source of this 477-nucleotide messenger RNA. RefSeq lists its product as uncharacterized. The transcript has a single exon. Lineage: Eukaryota; Fungi; Basidiomycota; Agaricomycetes; Boletales; Suillaceae. The record is from RefSeq and is a predicted model, not a curated record. The coding region runs from base 148 to 399 and encodes 83 amino acids.
GGCAAGCCUCGUGUUGCCUCGUGUACUGAUAGAAGCCUGCCUCAUGGACGCUAUCUCUGACUCGAUAGAUAAGCAGAUUAGAACCCAGCUUCAAGCUGAGCUUAGACACGAUAGAGUAGCCUUAUAUAAGGUCGACGAUUAAAGUAGAUGUUCCUUACUUUAAUCUUACUUGGUUUUCUCUUGAACUUCCUUGUCCUGCAUAAAGCUACCUUGCUUGACAUCGACCGUACCUUUGGGAGCUUGUCCUCGACAUCGAACCUUCCAUCUGUAACCGCUAUCAUCGCCCCACAAGGCGUACGCAACUUCUGCUCUUCUGUGGAAGCCGACAGAACUCAGCAUCCUGAAAGCCGUCUUCUCGGCCUUUGCUGUUUAGCCCAUCCAAGUACGAACACGACCUAGUGUCGUAACACAUGGUAGGGUUAAAGAUGACAGAAGACAUUGUGGUAUAGAUGCAAGAAGAUUAUCACGAGUGGCGAU